Molecule: messenger RNA, 2022 nt
Organism: Racocetra fulgida
Lineage: Eukaryota; Fungi; Glomeromycota; Glomeromycetes; Diversisporales; Gigasporaceae
Source: the annotation of a GenBank genome assembly
AUGUUCCAACUAGUAACUAACUUUUUUCCUUGUGGGGACCAACCGAAAGCCAUUGCCGGGCUAGUUCGGGGUAUCCAACAAGGUCAAAAAGAACAAGUAUUAUUAGGAGCUACCGGCACGGGCAAGACUUUUACCAUGGCUAAUAUUAUUCAACAGACCCAAAAAAGCACUUUAAUUUUGGCUCCUAAUAAGACCUUAGCUAUGCAAAUUUACCAGGAAAUGCAAGGCUUUUUUCCGCACAAUAAGGUAGAAUACUAUGUUUCUUAUUUUGAUUAUUAUCAGCCGGAGGCUUACAAACCCGAGAGCAAUACUUAUAUUAGCAAGAAAGUUCAACGCAAUGCUGGUAUUGCCAAAAUGCGGCUGAAAACAUUAAAUUCUCUUUGGUCGGAUGAUUUUGUAAUCGUAGUGGCCUCAGUAGCCGCAAUUUAUGGUUGUUUUAAUCCCACUUCUUACCGGAGAGUAGUAUUUUAUUUAAAAGUUGGUGAGGAGAUUAGGACCGAAAAAAUUCUGGCAAAAAUAAUCCAUCUUGGUUAUCAGGAGGGGAAAAAUCUUAAUGGUGGGAAUUAUCAGAGGGAGGGGGAUAGUAUUUUUUUCAUGCUGGGUUGGGAAGAGGAUUAUUAUUUUCGGAUAGUUAUUAAUGAUGGCAAAGUUCAGAAAAUAGAAAGGUGGAACAAACAAAUUGGGGAGAAAAUUGCGAGUUUGACGGAAAUUGCUAUUCCGCCGGCUCAGGAUUACGUUGCUGAUUAUGUUAAAGAGGGAGAAGAGUUAGGCAUUGCCGCGGAAGAAAAACUUUUCGCUAAAAUUAGGCAAGAAUUAGCUGCAAGAAAAGAGGAAUUGGCAAAAGGAGGUAAAUUACUCGAAGCCGAAAGGUUAGAAGUCCGCACCAGCCAAGACUUACAAGAUUUAAGAGACCGAGGUUUUUGUCCGGGCAUUGAAAAUUAUGCCCGGUAUUUUGAUGGUCGACAACCAGGCGAAACUCCUUUUGUCUUACUAGAUUAUUUUCCGGAGGGAUUUUUAACUAUUAUUGAUGAAUCACACAUUACGAUUCCUCAGGUUAGAGCCAUGUAUAAUACCGACCGAAGACGCAAGGAAACCUUGGUAAAAUACGGUUUUCGCUUGCCUUCGGCUUUGGAUAAUCGGCCCCUUAAUCAAGAAGAGUUUUUUCAGAAACUUGAUUACGCUCUUUAUGUUUCGGCUACUCCCGGCAAUUUUGAAAUGGCCAAGGUAAAUCAUCAGCCGGUCGAACAAAUUAUCCGUCCCACGGGGCUUUUGGAUCCGGUAGUAGAAGUGCGGAGUUCUGCUAACCAGAUUACGGACAUCAUGCGAGAAAUCGUCGAAAAAGCCAGUCGAGGGGAGAAAGUGCUUAUUUAUGCUUUGACUAUCGUCAUGUCCGAGCAAAUUGCUAGUUAUCUCCGUGAGAAGGAUAUUCGGGUAGUAUAUUUACACAGCCGCUUAGAAAUCUUUGAGCGUUAUCAGGCGAUUACUAGCUUGCGGCGGGGAGUUUAUGAUGUAAUUGUAGGUAUUAAUUUGUUAAAAGAGGGAAUUGAUUUGCCGGAAGUUUCCCUGGUUUGUAUUUUGGAUGCCGACAAGCCCGGAUUUUUGCGAGAUACUCGUUCGCUAAUUCAAAUAAUUGGCCGAGCCUCGCGAAAUAAAAGCGGCAAAGUCAUUCUCUACUCGGACACGGGAGAAAAAACAAAAAAUAUGUUGGGUGCUAUCCAGGAAACUAACCGUCGCCGUCAGAUUCAAGAAGCCCAUAAUUCACAAAAUAAUAUUGUUCCCCAAACCAUUCAAAAGCCAGUUAAGGAUAUAAUUUUAGACCCAGUCAUAACAGCCUCGGUGGAAAGGGCACAAAGGGGAGAAAUGAGUGAAAAAGAAUUGUUAAAGUUGCGAAAAAGUUUGCGGCGGCAAAUGAAAAAAUCCACGCGGGAAUUUCGUUUUGACCGAGCUAUUGUUUUACGUGAUGCUUUGCUAGAUUUGGAAAAAAGUCGGGCAAAAACUGUGAUUUCAAAAACUGUGAUUUAA